Molecule: messenger RNA, 1598 nt
Organism: Helicoverpa zea (corn earworm)
Lineage: Eukaryota; Metazoa; Arthropoda; Insecta; Lepidoptera; Noctuidae
Gene: Fkbp14
Product: FK506-binding protein 2
Exons: 4
Coding region: 87-734 (215 amino acids)
Molecular function (GO): calcium ion binding; peptidyl-prolyl cis-trans isomerase activity
Source: RefSeq, a predicted model, not a curated record
GGAACCCGCUCAGUUGUAGUCAGGCCGCAGACGGUAGCGUACGCGUUUUCUCUGUUCGAACUGAUCCAACUUUUCGUAAGUUCGCCAUGAUGUUGCCAUGCGUGAUCGCGGUGUUGGCUUUGGUCGGGGCUACCUUUGCGGGCCCUGAGGUCACCGAACUUAAGGUCGACGUAGUAAGCGUUCCCGAAGAAUGCGCUGUCAAGUCGAAGCACGGCGACAUGCUCACCAUGCACUACACCGGUACCUUGGACGACGGUCACAAGUUCGACUCCAGCUAUGACCGCGAUCAACCCUUCACGUUCCAAAUCGGAGUCGGCCAAGUCAUCAAGGGAUGGGACCAGGGUCUGCUCGACAUGUGUGUUGGUGAAAAACGCAAACUGACCAUCCCAUCCUCAUUGGGCUACGGAGAGCGCGGGGCCGGCAACGUGAUCCCACCCCACGCCACUCUGCACUUUGAUGUAGAACUCAUCAACAUCGGUGACUCGCCCCCAACCACCAACGUCUUCAAAGAAAUCGAUGCUGACGCCGACAACAUGCUGUCCCGCGAAGAAGUCAGCGAGUACUUGAAGAAGCAGAUGGUUCCGUCUGACGGCGCCGAGAUGAGUGAAGACAUCAAACAGAUGCUGGAGAGCCAUGACAAGCUCGUGGAGGAAAUCUUCCAACACGAAGAUAAGGACAAGAACGGUUUUAUUAGCCAUGAGGAAUUUUCAGGGCCUAAACAUGACGAACUUUAAAUAAUUUAAGCUAGAGAACUCGCUCCCGACUCAACUCUGAUUUCAUAUACCUAAACAAAUACCUCGGGAGACGAGUCGUAAGACUUGCGUGCAACUGAUUACAAUUAAAUUAUACACAGUCAUAUGUAAUUCUAAUAAUAGCCCCGCAUCGUAAUGAUGUCGAUCUAUAAUAUUUAGAGUUAAAGAGAGUAUGUGAGUCAGUUCAAUAAAGUUUUGUUGAGUCUUUUGUACUUAGUUUAUUUACUUAUGUUGUUGGUGUGCCGGAGUUUGUUAUUAGAAUAUUAAGUAAUAUAUAUUUUAAUUUACCUGAGUAUGUAUAACACAUUUAUUCCAUUUUCAGCAUAAUAUUUUCUCUCGAUGUCUAUUUUGCAUGUAAUGUAACAUUUAAAGGUCAACAUAAUAUUAUAAUCAAAUGUAGUAGAUUCAAGCAUAUAAUCACAAUAUUACUUAUUAAAAAUCAUGUGUGCAUCCGACAUUAUUGUAAAAUGUCCGAUUGUAUUAAUCUACUUAGAUUUAAUGAAUAAGUACUUUAGGUACCUACAUACAUACAGGGGUCAUGAUGCCCCGUACCCAUAUAAUCAGAUCUGUUUGUUCCAAGACUACAGCGCCUGUAUUUUAUGUUGACUAUACGAACUAAAUUCAAAUACUGUUACUCCACUUGCUAUUUUAAAUGCGUGAGGCAGUCAAUCGUAUUUUGAAUAACUUUCUGGUCCAAUUUAAGUUCUUAUGUACCUACUUUGUCUAUAUUAUCUACUUGAAUUUUUGUGUACUUAUGUAAAUACCUGUAGGUACGUCGUCUAGGACAACGAUUACCUGUUCGGCAUUCAUUCCGCUGUGGUUUUAAUAUUAAACGUAUUUAUACCA